CAAUAUUGUCAGUGGGACAGGAAGUGAGGGACAAUAUCUCAAAUGAGAACACGGACAGCAGUAAAAUCUGAAGUUUUCGAGUUUUUCUUUAAGGUGAACAUAAUAAAACACUUAUUUAGCUACAUAUGUUUCUGUUUUUCAACAGAGUUACUGGUGGAGAAUUAUUUGAAGAUAUAGUUGCAAGAGAAUACUAUAGUGAAGCAGAUGCCAGUCAUUGCAUUCAGCAGAUCUUGGAGGCUGUGCUGCACUGUCAUCAGAUGGGCGUAGUCCAUCGAGAUUUAAAGGUAAGUGACAGCUUCAUGAAAAGUUAUCUUUGA
Molecule: messenger RNA, 317 nt
Organism: Staurois parvus
Lineage: Eukaryota; Metazoa; Chordata; Amphibia; Anura; Ranidae
Source: the annotation of a GenBank genome assembly